Molecule: messenger RNA, 1170 nt
Organism: Lodderomyces jiufengensis
Lineage: Eukaryota; Fungi; Ascomycota; Pichiomycetes; Serinales; Debaryomycetaceae
Exons: 1
Coding region: 1-1170 (389 amino acids)
Molecular function (GO): oxidoreductase activity, acting on NAD(P)H
Source: RefSeq, a predicted model, not a curated record
AUGUCAUAUACUAAAACUCAAGAAAUCUCACGAAAAAGAUUAAGAACUCAACAUGCACAACCACAAACUUUGAAAAAAAUUAAAACUUCAAGUUCUACUCCAGCAAAACCAGAAAUAAUUCAAACUAUUUCUGAAAUCACUUUUAAUAAAAGAUCACAAUCAGUAUUAUCAUUGACACAAUUGAGUGAACCAUUAAAAAUUCAAUCAGAAUAUCCAAUUCCAGAAUUAAAUGAAUAUGAAAUAUUAGUAUCAAAUAAAGCAAUUGGUUUAAAUCCAAUAGAUUGGAAAGGUAAAAAAUAUGGAUUUGUAACUCAUGUUCCAAGAAUUGAUGGUAGAGAAUCAUCAGGAGAAAUUGUUAAAUUAGGUAAUAAAGUUAAAAAUUUUAAAGUUGGCGAUAAAGUAAUUGUAAGUUCUACAAGUUAUAGAGAUAAUAGAACUUCAACGUUUCAACAAUUUACAGCUAUUGAUUCAAGAUUAGUUUGGAAAUUACCUGAUAAUUUUUCAUUUGAAGAUGGUGCUACUAUUGGUGUUGGAUUAGUUACUGCUGGUAUUUUAUUAUAUAAUUCUUUUGGAUUUGAAUUAAAUUUAGAACCAAAAGUUAAAAUAAAUGAAACAAUUUUGAUUUGGGGUGGUGCUACUAUAGUUGGAAUAUAUCUUGCACAAUUAGCCAAACUACAUGGAUUAAAAGUGAUAUCUAUAGCAAGUACCACUCAUGAAAAAUAUCUUAAAAAUAUUGGGGUUGAUCAUUUAAUAAAUAGACAUCAAUCAGAUGAAGAAAUUUUAAAAAAAAUUGAAGAAGGUUUAAAUGGUGGUAGUAUAAAUUAUUCAGUUGAUUGUGUAUCCAAAGAAACAGCUCAAAAAGUAUUGGACAUACUUGAGAAAAUAAAUAAACCUACAGAUAACAAGACAAAAUUUUCAGGAAUAGUUGGAGUACCCAAACAAAUCCCAGAUUCAAUUGAAUUAAAAGAAGUAAUAAUCAAAAGAUUUCACGAAGAUAAAGAAUUUGGAUCAAGUUUUAUUAAAAUAACAUCUACAUUUUUAAAAGAAUCAAAAAUUAAACCAACAAGAUAUAAACAAUAUAAAGGUGGAUUAGAAAUUAUUGAUGAUGCAUUAAAUGAUUUGGAAAAAAACGGUGCAAAUGGUGAAAAAUACGUAGUUAGUAUUAAUUAA